GUAAGACUUUUAAGAGCAUUCCACCAAUGCCUAUUUCAAGAGCUCCCAAGGACAAACUCUUCUCUCUUGUGGAAGACCCAGUUAGGCUUUUGAAAUUAGCAGCUGACAAUAAAAACCUGAAAGUUGGGAAACAAAUCCAUGCCCAUGUCGUAGUUACAGAUAAAGUCUCCAGUCAUAGCAAUUUGGUCCAAACAAAUUCCCUUAUAAAUCUCUACGAGAAAUGUGGUCGACUUUCGGUUGCUCGCCAACUGUUUGAUAGUAUGCGCCUGAGAAAUGUCGUUUCUUGGAGCUCCUUGAUGGCCGGGUAUUUGCAUGAAGGGCUUGCCUUGGAAGUUCUUGGCUUGUUCAAGAGUAUGGUUUCGGCGGACUAUAAUCGUCCGAAUGAGUUUGUGUUGACCACUGUUCUUUCGUCAUGUUCUGAUAGUGUGAGAGUUGAGGAGGGCAAGCAGUGUCAUGGCUAUGUGUUGAAGUCUGGAUUGGUGUUUCAUCAGCAUGUGAAGAAUGCCCUUGUUCACAUGUAUUUGAGGUGUUCGGAUGUGAAAGGCGCUAUGCGGGUUUUUAGUACAGUUCCGGGUUAUGAUGUUUUCUCUUAUAAUUCUGUAUUAGAUGGGCUAUUAGAAGAAGGGCAUCUAAAGGAAGCAACAGAAGUUUUAAGGUUGAUUAUGAGGGAGGAUGUGGUGUGGGAUAGUGUUACUUAUGUUACCGUUUUUGGCCUUAGUUCUAGUCUUAGAAUUUUGAGAUUAGGUUUGCAAGUUCACUGCCGGAUGUUGAAGACCGACAUUGAGUCUGAUGCCUUUGUUAACAGUGCGAUCAUGGAUAUGUAUGGGAAAUGUGGAAAGCUUGUAAAUGCGGUGAAUAUUUUUGAGCACUUGCGAAAUCGUACUGUUGUCUCCUGGACGACAAUCAUGGCUGCCUAUUUCCAAAACGGGUACUUUGAGGAAGCAUUCAACCUUUUCGUGAAAAUGAAACUUGAAGAUGUUAGUCCAAAUGAGUAUACUUUUGCUGUGUUGUUGAACUCGAGCGCUUCUUUGUCCGCGCUGAGACGUGGAGCGCUGUUACAUGCCUGUGCCGAUAAGUCGGGUUUCAAGGAUCAUGUCAUUGUUGGAAAUGCACUGAUCAAUAUGUAUGCCAAGAGUGGCAACAUUGAAGCAGCAAAUGAAGUGUUCUCAGACAUACAAUAUCGAAACGCCGUGACAUGGAAUGUGAUGAUCUCGGGGUAUUCCCAUCAUGGGCUUGGAAAGAAAGCUCUACAUGUGUUCCAAGACAUGCUGACUGCUGGAGAUCAUCCUAACUACAUAACUUUUGUAGCCGUUCUCUCUGCUUGUGCCCAUCUGGGUCUUGUCCAACAAGGGUUCGAUUAUCUGAAUCGAGUAAUGAAACAAUUUGGAAUUGAACCUGGAGUGGAGCACUAUACAUGCAUUGUUGGGCUUUUGAGCAGGGCUGGACUGCUUGAUGAAGCCAAGAACUACAUGAGCUCUGUAUCGGUCAAGUGGGACGUUAUUGCCUGGCGCACUUUACUCGAUGCUUGUUUUCUGCAUCGAAAUUAUGGUUUAGGCAAGCGAGUUGCCGAAAUUGUUGUGCAGAUGGACCCUAAUGAUGUGGGAACAUAUCUACUUUUGUCGAAUAUGUAUGCUAAAGCGAGGAGAUGGGACGGAGUUGUGAAGAUUCGAAAACUUAUGAGGGAAAGGAACAUCGAGAAGGAGCCUGGAGUGAGCUGGGCUGGGGAGAUAAAAGACACUGCCCAUGUCUUUGUUUCAGAGGAUAACUCCCACCCCGAGUCUAGACAAAUUUACAAGAAAGUAGCGGAGCUGUUGGCCAAGAUUAAACUAUUGGGGUAUGUACCAGAUAUUACUGCGGUAUUGCAUGAUGUAGAGGAUGAGCAGAAAGAAGAUUUUCUCAGUUAUCACAGUGAAAAGUUGGCCAUAGCAUAUGGCCUAAUGAAAACGCCUUCUGAAGCGCCCAUCCGUGUUAUUAAGAACCUUAGGAUGUGUGAUGACUGCCAUACUGCAGUGAAACUGAUUUCGAAACUCACUAAUAGAGUAAUUAUUGUUAGAGAUGCGAAUCGUUUCCACCACUUCAAAGAUGGGCACUGUUCUUGUGCAGAUUACUGGUGAUAAUUUGAAUUUUUAAGUUAUAGCAGCAAAAUUGCACAUCAUAGAGUUAGCCUUCAUGUCAGAGUCACCAAGACUCUUGACUAUCAUGCAGUCUUUCUACAGUUUUUGAGUU
Messenger RNA from Morus notabilis, 2226 nucleotides. Its product is annotated as pentatricopeptide repeat-containing protein At5g39680. Gene Ontology annotation, biological process: RNA modification. The record is from RefSeq and is a predicted model, not a curated record. Lineage: Eukaryota; Viridiplantae; Streptophyta; Magnoliopsida; Rosales; Moraceae. Gene Ontology annotation, molecular function: zinc ion binding; protein binding; RNA binding.